Messenger RNA from Penicillium manginii, 1557 nucleotides. It is a transcript of the gene cox10, whose product is annotated as protoheme IX farnesyltransferase. Gene Ontology annotation, cellular component: mitochondrial membrane; mitochondrion. NCBI's taxonomy places the organism in Eukaryota, Fungi, Ascomycota, Eurotiomycetes, Eurotiales, Aspergillaceae. Gene Ontology annotation, molecular function: protoheme IX farnesyltransferase activity. The transcript is spliced from 2 exons. Gene Ontology annotation, biological process: heme biosynthetic process. Bases 1 to 1557 code for a protein of 518 amino acids. The record is from RefSeq and is a predicted model, not a curated record.
AUGCUCCCUUUACGGUCUGCCAUUUUGAGGCCCGCGCCUCGAGAUGUGCUCCUUUGUUCAUGUUUAGGGAGAUCCGGAACUCAAUCAUCCAGCGUUCGGCGGUUCUGGUCGUCAUCACACCGUCGCACUGGCAUCGCGGAGAACCAAGCAUCUUCCCUUCUCCAGAAGACAUAUUUCUCCCGGAAUAGUUUGUACGAUGGUACAGGACUCAAGGGUGGAUUUAUUUCCUCCUUUGCCUCGCUCAAUUCCGACCAACCUGGGCAAUCUUCCACCUCUCAGCCCACCAACCAAACCUCCGCAAACCCGGCCGGUUCAACCGAAACAGUGACCUCCGAGUCCAUUGCGACGCAAAAUACACCGGAUGAACUCCCACACCGACGGAGGAAACGAUUGAGGGAUGAGGGCUCCGACAAUGGUCAAGCAGAGCCCGUCAUACCACCCGAUGCAUCCGCGCAAUUGCGAAAGCUGGCGGCCUACUUUGCCUUGACUAAACCUCGACUGUCCUUCCUCAUUGUUCUCAGCACUACGUCUGCAUACGGAAUGUACCCGAUCUCCUCUCUUCUCGCCCUCGACCCAGCCAUGACUCCACUUCCGACUCUCUCAACCUCGACCUUGACCUUUAUAUACUUAACAGCGGGUACGUUUCUAUCAUGCUGCAGCGCCAACACGUUGAACAUGAUGUUCGAGCCCAAAUAUGACGCAUUGAUGUCACGCACGCGGAAUCGCCCCCUGGUCCGCGGGCUGGUCUCGCGCCGUGGAGCUCUGCUCUUUGCAGUUGCAACCGCUGCUACAGGUUUGGGUCUGCUCUAUAUCGGAACCAACCCAACAACCACCGCUCUUUCUGCCGCCAAUAUUUUCCUUUAUGCCUUCGUCUAUACCCCGCUUAAGCGAAUCUCUGUCAUCAACACCUGGGUCGGUGCCGUCGUUGGUGGAAUUCCACCUCUGAUGGGUUGGGUUGCGGCGGCAGGCCAGACCGCGACGACUGGACAUGACACAUGGCGCGACAUGCUAUUCAGUGAAGACAGCAUUGGUGGUUGGUUGCUGGGAGCUAUUCUUUUCGCCUGGCAAUUCCCCCACUUCAACGCUCUCUCCCACACCAUUCGUGAGGAAUACAAGGGCGCCGGCUAUCGCAUGCUCGCUUGGGUGAACCCCGCGCAGAAUGCUCGCGUCGCCCUUCGCUACUCUAUCUUCAUGUUCCCUAUUUCCAUUGGCUUGUGGUGGGUCGGCGUCGUCGGCCACGGCUUCCUUGUUGGAAGUACGUUCGCCAACGGCUGGCUCGUUCGUGAAGCCUACGGUUUCUGGAAGCACCAGGGUGCCCAGGGAACUGCGCGUGGUCUUUUCUGGGCCAGUAUUUGGCAACUGCCCAUUCUCCUUGUUGGCGGUCUUGUCACUAAGAAGGGGUUGUGGGAUGGUGUUUGGCGCAACAUCUUUGGCCAACCGGAAGAGGAUGACGACGAGUAUGUGUAUUAUGACGACGAGGAGGAAGAGGGUGCAGUAGAGGCUGGCGAUAAACCCCGCUCAACGUCAAGUCGAGAAAGCGCUCUGUCCACUGCGUGA